AUGUUUGGCCGCAACACGAAUCCAGGGACUCUCUUGCUGGCGAGCUCCUUUCUCCUGGAGGAGCUGCCUGUGCGCCUAGCCCAUCGUGUCAAGGAGCUGCACGAGCUGCCGCAUGAUCUCGCCAAUGUGCCGUCGAUCAUCAAGGUGAAGAACUGGUACGCGCAGUCGUUCGAGGACCUCGUGUCCUUCCCUGCGCCGCGCCUAUCCGAGUCCAUCCAGCGAAAGCUGGCACGUGCGCCCGUCGAUGUGCCCGUCGAGGCCCUGCAGGCGUCGCCUAACCCGAGUCUGGAGGACAACACGCUGCUCGACGAUGGCACCUCCAAGAAGCACCUCACGGUGAAUAGCCAGCGCGAUAGCGCACUGCAGACGUUAAAGCGGUGGCCGGUCCUCAACUAUGGCUUCAGCACGCGACUGGACGACAUUGACUGGCCACAGGAAUUGAUGGAGUACAAUGAAAACUUCACGCGGUGCUUGGAACGCAUCAAGCACCGCCACGAUGCCGUGGUCACCACCCUGGCGCAGGGUGUACUCGAGUACAAACGCUCGAAGGCGAACGACAGCCAGCAGGCCAACCUGCAGGUCUUCCUCGACCGGUUUUACAUGUCGCGUAUCGGUAUCCGCAUGCUGAUUGGGCAGCAUGUGGCGCUGGGCCGCUCGUACAUGGCGCCUAGCCAGGGCACGCUCGGCUACUUCGUGAGUGGUGCCGCCACGCGGCCCGGGCAUCUGAGCGAUGUGAGCGGCACAGAGCCGGAGAAGUACGUCGGGAUUAUUUGCACCAACACGAACGUCGGCAGUGUUGCCCACGAGGCGAUCGAGAAUGCGCGGUUCGUGUGCGAAGAGCACUAUGGCCUCUUCCGCGCGCCGCCCGUGCAGCUUGUGUGCCCCAAGGACCUGACGUUUAUGUAUGUGCCGAGCCACUUGAACCACAUGCUGUUUGAGCUGCUGAAAAACUCGCUGCGGGCGGUCGUCGAACGCUACGGCGUCGACAAUGAAGACAACUUCCCACCGAUCAAAGUCAUUGUCGUCGAGGGCAAGGAAGACAUCACGAUCAAAAUUAGCGACGAAGGCGGCGGCAUUCCACGCAGUGAAGUCCCCCUGGCCUGGACAUACAUGUAUACGACGGCGCGCUCAGAGGACCUCGAUCCCGAGUUUGAGUCGUCCGACUUCCAGGCACCCAUGGCCGGCUUCGGCUAUGGUCUCCCGCUUGCACGCUUGGUACGUGACCUGCACUCACACAGUACGCGCGCUACUUUGGCGGCGACUUGA
Malassezia sympodialis ATCC 42132 is the source of this 1266-nucleotide messenger RNA. RefSeq lists its product as uncharacterized. Gene Ontology annotation, cellular component: mitochondrion. Gene Ontology annotation, molecular function: pyruvate dehydrogenase (acetyl-transferring) kinase activity. Gene Ontology annotation, biological process: regulation of glucose metabolic process; protein phosphorylation. The transcript has 2 exons. The coding region runs from base 1 to 1266 and encodes 421 amino acids. The record is from RefSeq and is a predicted model, not a curated record. Lineage: Eukaryota; Fungi; Basidiomycota; Malasseziomycetes; Malasseziales; Malasseziaceae.